AUGUUGCAGCAGCUUGGACGCAGCAAACUCUAUCUGCUCACCCGCGGCAUCCUCUUGGCAGCGCGGCUUUGGAAGCCCCUGUUUCUGCUUCUGUUCGCCGUCAUCGUCCUGUCAAGAGGCAUCCCUCCGCACAGCCGUGCCUGUUCCUGGCAAAGCAUCCUUUCUGCUGGCGGAAGGUUCGACUGCACACCUGCCGAAUCGAGCCAGUCCGGCACAGUCGAGCCAUUCGCUUCAAAAGCCUCUCGCUUGACCUCGCCCUUCCAUCUCUUUCAACGCUUCGACCCCUUUUCAUAUCUCUCGCUUCCGUAUCAGUGCUGUGCACGAUACCAUCUGCCCAUAUACCGACCCUCCUACACUCUUUUUUUCAUCGUCACUGCUUCCUCUCCGAACGCUACAUUCUUUUUCACAAACGAGCACAAACACCAAAAGUUCAAACCAAGGAUGGCUUCGCCAUACAGUCCCAGACUCCAAGGUGGUGGUGGAGGUUAUGCCCGCGUUGCAUCAGCCAACAUGGACGACCGCAGCCCGGCGUACCCGCAGCAACCGCAGUACUAUCAACACCAGCAGUACGGUCAGCAGUACCAGCAGCAGCAGCCAUACGCUCAGGAGCCCGACUACGAUGCUCCCACACCAGCGCUUGCUGCCGACAGCUACUCACCCGAGUACAGCAUGGAAGACAUGCGCAAACCCACCACACCAGGCUCGCACCGCUUUUCGAUUGCGUCGUACCCUCGCGACUUUGCCGACCCUGACGCAGGCUGGACCGAAAAGCGUCAAUCGGGCACUCAGUUCGAUCAGUUCACUCCUGCGCCUCCCGUUCGCAGCCGCAAGAAGAUGAUGCUGUACAUCGGCGGUGCUGUCCUGGCUCUCGUUCUCAUCAUCGCCACCGUUGCAGGCAUCGUCGUCGCUAGGCAUAGGGACGACAGCAACAGAUCCUCCAGCUCCAGCAACGCAAGCACCAACUCGCAAGCCUUGUCUGGCGAUCCUUCCAAGUUCAAGAAGAACUCGGCGCUUCACAACAGCUUCUGGGGGAUGUGCUACACUCCCUUCAAGUCGCAGUACCAGUACGGCUGCGGUGUCGACCUCGCUUCCGUCGUCGAGGAUGUUCAGACCCUGUCCCAGCUCACCACCAGGGUGCGUCUCUACGGCGCAGACUGCAACGUCACCGCCCUCAUGCUCGAUGCCAUCCAACGCACCAAGGUCAAUCUCACCAUCUACCCUGCCAUCUACCUCGACUCCUCCGACCCCGGCGACGUCGCCUGGACCCGUCAAGUGAACAACAUCACUUUCGCACUUGACAACUUCGGCACCAACCACAUCGGUGGCAUUUCCGUCGGCAACGAGUACCUCUUGAACGGUGGUUCGGCAACCAACCUCCUCGCGUAUGUGCAGCAGUUCCGUACGCUCGCUACGAGCAAGAGCUGGACUUUUCCUAUAGGAACAGCUGAUGCAGGUAGCAUGUUCACCGCCACCGUCGCUGCCGGUGUCGACUACUUUAUGGCCAACGUACACGCCUGGUUCGCCGGCACCUUGGUCUCCGACGGCCCCGCCUGGACCUACCAGUACUUUGAAGACAAUGACGCCAACAUCGCCGCCGCUGCUCCCAACACCCCUGCCGCCUACAUCGCAGAAACAGGCUGGCCCUCCGGCGCCAACUCCACCGCCGCUGCCACCUACGUCAACGAACAAGGUCAAGUCACAGGUGCAAAAGCAGGCGUCCCCGAGCUACAGACUUUCCUGGACGGGUAUGUGUGUGACGCAAACAAGAAUGGAACGGGCUACUUUUGGUUCGAACUGUACGAUGAGCAGUGGAAGGAUGCUCUGUAUGGCGGUGUGGAGGCUCAUUGGGGUCUGUUUGAUCAGAACAAGAAGUUGAAGCAGAUUACCAUCCCGAAUUGCAGUCAUAACUAG
This is a messenger RNA of Pseudozyma hubeiensis SY62, 1911 nucleotides long. RefSeq names its product potential glycosyl hydrolase. NCBI's taxonomy places the organism in Eukaryota, Fungi, Basidiomycota, Ustilaginomycetes, Ustilaginales, Ustilaginaceae. The record is from RefSeq and is a predicted model, not a curated record. Bases 1 to 1911 code for a protein of 636 amino acids. The transcript has a single exon.